AUGAAGAAGAAAAGUUUCAGAAAUAAAAUUAAUUCGAUCUUUGGAAGUCAUAUUGAUCCAGACAAAGAUGAGGAACUUAAAGGCAGUAAUAUAGAAAUGGAAGAUAAUUAUAAGAAGAUUCUAGAGCUUCUAAAAGAGGAAGACAGUCAUGAUAGAGACAAACUUGUUGAGUUGAUUGAAGAUUUCCACAAACAUCAUCAAUCCAUUUACAACCGUUAUGAUCACAUCACAGGAGAGCUGAAGGCAAAAGUUCAUUCAAAGAAAGAUAAUGACUCUUCUUCCUCAUCCAGUUCAGAUUCAGAUUCAGAUGAUCCUAUAAACAAGAAAGGCAGUAAAAAUGGGAAGUUGAAAGUAGCAUACAUCCUCAAGGAACAACUUCAAGCAGCAAAUACCGAAAUUGAAGAGUUGACAAAAAAGUUGACUCUUGCAACAGAAGAAAAAGAAGCAUUGAGUUCAGAAUGCCAGGCUGCUUUGAACAAAGAACAAGAAACAGAGAAGAUGUUGGGAGAGUUGAAACUUGAAGUUGAUAGAUUGCAUGAAGAAAAUUCUAAACUUUCAGCUGAAUUUAGUCAGAAACUAGAAGCAACAAAAGAGGAGCUAUCAAAUGUAACUAAAACACUAGAAGCUACAGAAGAAGAAAAGAAGUCUCUAUCAAUAAAGGGAUCAGAGUUAGCAGAUGAAAUCCAAGAACUUGCCACUAAAUGUAGCCAAUUACAAGAAAAGUUAGCUGACAAAGAGAAUGAGCUUCUUAAUCAUUUAGAGAUGCAUACAUCUCACAAGAGUGAGACAGAAAUCAGAAUGAGGGGGUUUUGA
Messenger RNA from Lactuca virosa, 813 nucleotides. The record is from the annotation of a GenBank genome assembly. NCBI's taxonomy places the organism in Eukaryota, Viridiplantae, Streptophyta, Magnoliopsida, Asterales, Asteraceae.